Messenger RNA from Suillus paluster, 2919 nucleotides. RefSeq lists its product as uncharacterized. The transcript is spliced from 17 exons. Bases 175 to 2919 code for a protein of 914 amino acids. NCBI's taxonomy places the organism in Eukaryota, Fungi, Basidiomycota, Agaricomycetes, Boletales, Suillaceae. The record is from RefSeq and is a predicted model, not a curated record.
GCAGUUCUGUUGGAUCCGAGUUCUCCCCUAUCAAACACCUCACAUCGACUUUCAUGACCUCCCAAAAGUGCCGUCUCUGGAGCUUGAGCUUUCACAAUUCUACGACGACUAUUUUCCGUAUAUAACACCAUCUAAUAAUCAUGAUAGACCCUAGCAGCAAACCGAAAUGCAUCCAUGAGACUCAGUAACAGUGCAAAUGACGGUGAGACUCACCUGGAUUACCCAAUAAGCUAUUCCCACGACACCUUCUCCUCGACGUCAACACUCAUUCAUCAAUGCCAAGGUCCCUUCACUGCCGCAUUACCCGUCCUACGAGAAGAUCAGCGUCAACACUCCUGCUCUGCCUUCACCCAGCCAUUGACGCUAAGUCGCACAGAGGUCUCCUCCAAAGUUUGCUUAUCGCCAUCGCAUCACCUCGAGGCUCAACGUCAACGUCGCAUGGAGGUCUCCUUGGACGCUUCACUUCCCAACAUGGCCUCUUGCGGUACAAGGGCCAAGAAGAUCUCAGGGUUAUCGCAUGCAACCAUCAGGCAUGGUUUUAGUGGUUCUAGCAGGCACUCCAAAGUGGUAGCGGCUGGUAAACAAAAUGAGCGCUUGGAGGAGGUAAACCAUAAAAGACAGCAACAACUGCAAGAAAUGACAUCAACUGAGCGAGACAUGGUUGAAACCAUGAUGAUGGAUAAUGGGUUCGACACUGACUUAACACCAUAUACAGCACCCCCAGGCGAGGAAGGACUGGACCUCAGUUAUGAGGGUGGGGAACACAAGGUGUUCAAUGGUCUCUCACAGCACGCUGUGUCGUUAUCUGGUUGUUGUUAUGUGGACCCUCGCACUCGCCAUGAUCACAUUGAGGUCCAGACCGAACAUUGGAAUACUCAAAUUGACUGCCUGGUCAAUGAGUAUCUAGACUAUCGUGAUCGUGACAGAGGUGAUGGCAUGCCAAGUUGUUUGCCACUAUAUCCAACAGUCACUAUCUCAUUACGAAACUCUCGCCACAUACUGCCAAUCUCACCUGGACAUGCCCUUGUUUUAGUGUCCAAGCACAGUGCAAGACUCUGUGCCAUCUUCACAAUAUUCCUUACCGCAGCAUAUCUCAACAUGCAAUUUUCUGCGGCAUAUGACAUGUAUCUCGAGAUACUUCAUUGCAUGAAGACUCGCCUCAAUGCUGCUCUUGGACGAGACACUCCCAACUGGCGGCUUCUCAAUUCUUAUUAUUGGAUCGACCAAGUGACCGUCAAUAAAUUUCAGAACGAAGUCCGUGCACAGACCUCAAACCAUCCCAGACAAGAUGACUGGGGUGAUGUUCCGUCCGAGAUGGAAGGAUCCGAAUUUCGGUGCAUGGACAGAUGGAGAAAUGCUGGCCCUGAGCAACCCUGUCAGCACCGGUUUGUGCUUCUUGCUUGCAAUAUGGUUCAGAGUGGGGAACUGGCAAAAUAUCCUUUGGCCCUCCUCAAUCAUUUGAUGCCCGUCUUGGGUGAAAAUGGAGGUUGUGCUUAUGACAUUGGGUGUGCAUUUGCCAAGACACUGGCAAGCAGUAGUUUGGGACCCCGUGCCCUCGCCCUCAAUUUGCGGAUGAUGGUGGGUGCUUUCCACGGGCAUGCUCAUAAUCGGCGCUGCCAGUUGGAUUGGCACCCCAUGUACAUUGACGGCACUGGGCAUACCAAGGGCGAGGGGUGUGAGCACGUAUUCGCAUCCUCAAAUGAGCUUGCGCGAAGUACGAGGCACGCAUCCACAUUUCACCGACACCAGACCAUUGAGGAACAUUUCUCAUUCUGGGAUGAAGAUAAAUAUGCCGCAUUGAGCACUUUCUUGCGGAACCAUUAUCGAGAAGGACUAACAGCGUACCUCGACAGCCUAAAGGAACCGCCCCCAAAAGAACUUCUCCAGAUCCGAUAUGUUGAACUCCUGCGUGAAUUGGCCGAGCGACGAGCAGAAUGGCAACUGGCACAAGAGGCUGCCAACCAAGCACUAACAACUAUUGCGGCUGGUGAUCUAAGCCGUAUUUCGGCUGCCCUUACUCAGGCCAGGAUUCGCAUUGACAGCGCAUAUACUAAAUUACAGAAUGCGGAAGCGUUUACGGCUCACAUAGAGAUUCAACUCCGGAUCAGGGAAUGUUGGGUGGUCAGCAGAGAAGCUUACAAUCAAUACAAGCAACAGGCAUCUCAGCGUAAAUAUCGCGCUGCUUUAGAUGAACUGGAACACUUAGUCGUCAUGCAGGUUAUUCGAACUCUCAAAGCUAUCACUUUCUGGAACGGUAAUCACAAGGCUACAAACUACUGCCAACAGAUUGGAAAGGCUUUGCAGCGCCGUUCUGAUGCUAUCCAAAAUGCACUCAACCAGUACAAUGUGCAGGCUGCUGCACUCGAUCCUCCACGUCUGCAGUUGUCUUGGAAAAAUAUCACUGAGUAUAGUUUCUUGGGCGAGUUUGAUUUACUCUGUCAUUCACGCACAGACAUUCGUGAGCUCGACUGGAUGAAGCCUGCCCAUAGGGAAGCAACAGUGAAGUAUUUCAAACUCUGUCACGCUCAUGAGGAGAUUGUGCGGCUUAAUGUCGAAAUCUGCCGAUUACGCACAGCCAUUCAUGAUGAAGGCAUUCAAAUGACUGCAGUCAUCGCUGAUCUUCUAGUUUCGAACCCCCCAUUAAGCCGCGAGCUUCAAAGGCAAUGGCAAGCACGCGCAGCUGUCAACGCCGUGCAUGUUUUGCGGUUGGAUCAGCUCGCACUUCAACCAAGCUUUUCGGGUACUAGAAUCAUUGGCAACCACGUUGGUGCUGUCGCGACAACUGAGCUCGAGACUGACUCUAUUCCACAUACGGCCAGGGAUGAUGCUUCUAUCCCCACAGAAGAUCGUGUCACUCACGAUAUCAUCACUUCAGAGCAUGCUGAUGAGGGUAUACUAGAGCAUGAGGAGCAAUUAUAG